AUGGUGUUUUAUGUGACGUGUGUGAGAGGGAGUGAUAAAUUUGGUGGCAAAGUUUUGGCACUUUCGAGUUUUGAUAUUGGGGGUGCUUUAUGCUCGGCUUCCUCUUCAACUCUGUCUACCUUGUUUGCUUGUGGUUUGUGGUUGAAGAAGAACAAGGGAGCGGCGGGUCAGGAUUUGCAAUACUAUUCGGCGUAUAUGCGGUGCAAUGAAAUUUUUGGCGAGUCUCAGUUUUUUCUUUUGAUGAGUUUUAAUUCAAAAUGUGCAGAAGAGGAAAUGAUUCCUCUCGUAUGCAUUUUUGGUCAAAUGAAAAAACUCCCAGUGGAUGAGGCUUGUCUCAGGUAUAUUUUCACUCAAGCAAAAAAUAAUAUUGAUGAUGUCUUUGGAUCAAUGGGACAAGAGUUGGAGCUGGAUCUUGAUGACAAGUCUUCAGUAGGUUUGAGUCCCAAUACUGUUCUUCCAUCUCAUCAAUACCCCAGCGACACGUCUUUACAGCCUGGUUUCCUAACAUGUUGUCGUAUCCGGGGCCCACAACCCAAGUACCAGCAAAAUCACCGCAGAGUUUCCCAAAAUACCCCUGCACCUUCACAAAAAAUACUCUUCUCUUUUAGUCUCUGGUUUCGAUUCCUCUGUUUCGUCGCCAUGCCACCGACACUCUCACUCACACACUACUAUGGAUUGAUGUUAGUGGUGCUUCUCGUAGCUGUCGAAGCGCAUUCAUCGGCGAAUGGAAUCGCCGGCCAUUUUCCGACAUUCCGCGAAGCACCGGCAUUCCGCAACGGAAGAGAAUGCCGCAACCGUGCGCACGGAGACUCCGUCAUCCACAUCGCAAUGACGCUUGACGCGACGUACCUCCGCGGAUCCGUCGCCGGCGUGUUCUCCGUGCUGCAACACGCGUCGUGUCCGGAGAACGUCGUGUUCCACUUCAUCGCCACCACGCACCGCCGCCCGGAGCUACGGCGCAUCAUAACCGCGACGUUCCCGUACCUAGCCUUCCACCUCUACCACUUCGACGCGAACCUCGUGCGCGGCAAGAUCUCGUACUCAAUCCGACGCGCGCUGGACCAGCCACUGAACUACGCACGGAUGUAUCUCGCUGACUUGCUCCCGGCGACCGUCCGGCGAAUCAUCUACUUUGACUCCGACCUCAUCGUCGUCGAUGACGUGGCGAAGCUCUGGAGUAUCGACCUCCACUCGCGCGUGCUAGGCGCGCCCGAGUACUGCCACGCAAACUUCACCAACUACUUCACGCACCGCUUCUGGUCGAACCCUAGCUACGCGGCGUCGCUUGAGGGACGCGAUGCGUGCUACUUCAACACGGGCGUGAUGGUGAUCGAUCUCUGGAAGUGGCGAGAGGGAAGAUACACGGAAAAGCUCGAAACGUGGAUGCGUAUCCAGAAGCGGAACCGGAUCUACGAGCUCGGGUCGUUGCCGCCAUUUCUACUCGUGUUCGCCGGCGACGUGGAGCGCGUGGAGAACCGGUGGAACCAGCACGGCCUCGGGGGCGACAAUCUCGAAGGUCUCUGCCGCGACCUGCAUCCCGGUCCGGUGAGCCUCCUCCACUGGAGCGGCAAGGGGAAACCGUGGUUGCGAAUCGAUUCGAAGAAGCCUUGUCCGUUGGAUAGUCUUUGGGCGCCGUACGAUCUCGUUCGCCACUCUCCGUCGUUGUUCUCCGAUUCGUAG
Messenger RNA from Sphenostylis stenocarpa, 1680 nucleotides. Lineage: Eukaryota; Viridiplantae; Streptophyta; Magnoliopsida; Fabales; Fabaceae. The record is from the annotation of a GenBank genome assembly.